AUGAGUGACUAAGAAAUAUUAUUAGUUAAAAUAUUUAGAAAAUACUUUUUAAAUGCUUACAAGUUAAUAUUUUCAUUGGACUAAAAGUAAGCAGAUAGAUUCAAAGAAAAAAAUACCUAUUAUUACACUCAAUAGCAUAAGGAUUGUCAUCAUGAACAUAAAGAUGAUGAUAGAAAUUGUUGUGGAUCCUUCUUUGCUAAAGUCUACAUACCUGAAAAAGAAAGAAGUGCCCUAGAACAAAUUGUAUUUGAAUAAUUGUCUAAGAACAAUAUUCGAGCCAAAUUGCCUUAGAUUUUGGAUUAUUUAUAAUAGCGAUUUAAUAGCAUUAAGAAAUCCGGAAAAAAGGACAAUUUACAAUGGGAUGUAGAAACUGAAGUUUACAUCUUGAAUGAAGUCUUGAGAGAAGGAUUGCAAUUCUAUUUCCUCAAGGAGAUUCGCUUGGAAAUGUAAAAGGAAUAGUACAUAGAUUCAAAAUAACAAAUGCUUGUUGCCACUCCCUAGACUUGGAUUAAUAAGUACCCCAAAAUUGAAUUAAAUUUCUUAUCAGCCGAUUUCAUGUAUGAUUUGAUGAACACUGGAUGGAGCGUUAUGAAUAAAUUCAUUAAUAACAACGACUAUUGUCAUGCCUUAUUUAAAGAAUUAGAUUUUCUAGAAAGAGAUGGUCGUUUUGAGGAGGUUCAAACUGAACUCCAAAGAGACGAUAAGACCUUUUGGUUGACUCUCAGUUAAAUGGAUAAGGAUUCCUUUAAAAACCUCUAUUUCAUUUCUCACAUUCUAAGUGCCUUGCCUUAUGAGUUGAAUUCCAAGAACAAAGAUCUACUAGUUUAGAUUAGUGAAUCAUAUCAAAUAAGUUUCUUUGGAGGUAAGGAUAAAAAACAUAAGAAGCAUUUUGAUUCUUCCUUCGAUAAAAAGGCUGAUACAGGAAAAAAGUUCACUUUUCUUUACGUCGUUAAUCCUGUUACCAUUGAAAUUGAAGAACAAAAAAUCACUCUGCAGCCAGAUAAUAUUGUUGGUCUCAUGAGCAGGAAAAUCCCAUAUGCACUAUAAUCAAACGAUGGCAGAGCCUUUUUAAUAAGAUAUUUUAUAGAUGGUCCUGUGACCAACAUUUGUUGA
This is a messenger RNA of Paramecium tetraurelia, 1113 nucleotides long. RefSeq lists its product as uncharacterized. The transcript has a single exon. The record is from RefSeq and is a predicted model, not a curated record. NCBI's taxonomy places the organism in Eukaryota, Ciliophora, Oligohymenophorea, Peniculida, Parameciidae.